AUGUUUCGUCCUGCUACUCGUACUAGUUUUUUAGUAUUAAAGCGUGAUUUAACGCCAAGUUUGCAAUAUGUUAAACAACCUUCUACUUCAUUAAUAUUCAUCAAAUCAAUCUCGACUCGAUUGAUUUCCACGACGGAUUCCUCAAAGUCCACUGCAACUACUCUUGGAAACACCAUUCAACACCAAAACCACUUCAAAAAUGAAAAUGAUGUAGCGAGAUUACACGAAGAACUUUUAAAGGAAAUUCCUUCGCCAUUAUUACGAAUUCCACAUCCUAAACCGGUUCGUGAUGAAUUUAUCGAUGCGAAAACUCCAUUGACUACCAAAGAUUUGGAGAGCAUUGAUAUAAAAGUAAAUUUACAUCGAGUGCCGGUUACGCUUGCGGAUAAGAUUGCAUUUCAAAUAGUUAAAUCGUUACGAAUUCCAGCCGACUGGUUCUUUAAGAAAAAGUACAUGCAUCGAGCUGUUAUGUUGGAAACGGUUGCUGCUGUCCCUGGAAUGGUUGCUGCGACUUUAAGACAUCUUCGAUCUCUUCGAAAGAUGCAACAUGACGGCGGUUGGAUUGAACAUUUACUUCAUGAAGCAGAAAAUGAACGCAUGCAUUUAAUGACAUGGAUGCGAUUUUCACAACCUAACCUUUGGGAACGAUUUUUAGUUGCGGUGGUGCAAGGAGGCUGGUAUAAUAUCUAUUUUCUUUUAUAUCUACUUUCUCCAAAAAUUGCGCAUCGUGUCGCGGGCUAUCUUGAAGAAGAUGCGAUUAUUAGUUAUACUGCCUUCUUGAAUGAAAUCGAUAACGGUAAUAUCCCAAAUACCAAAGAAGUUCCUGACAUUGCUAUUGAAUACUGGAAUCUCGAUAGAGAGACCGCCACGUUACGUGAUGUAGUUUUGGCUGUCAGAGCUGAUGAGGCGGCUCAUAGAGAUUCAAACCACCACUUUUCAGAUCGAAUCAUUUUGAAAAGAGAAGACCUGAGAGAAGAUAUUCGUCGGAUUUUUGCAGAAGCUGAAAGUCAUACUACUAAUAAAAUUGCUGGUAUAAAUGAAGCCGCAACUGCUAAAUGGGCACGAAAAGAAAAAUCAUAA
Messenger RNA from Ambispora leptoticha, 1080 nucleotides. Lineage: Eukaryota; Fungi; Glomeromycota; Glomeromycetes; Archaeosporales; Ambisporaceae. The record is from the annotation of a GenBank genome assembly.